Messenger RNA from Phoenix dactylifera (date palm), 2859 nucleotides. RefSeq names its product la-related protein 1C-like. Lineage: Eukaryota; Viridiplantae; Streptophyta; Magnoliopsida; Arecales; Arecaceae. The record is from RefSeq and is a predicted model, not a curated record. Gene Ontology annotation, molecular function: RNA binding.
GAGGAGGAAAGGGGAAGGGCAUUACCCCGUCGCCUCGCUCCCCUUCCCCAAUAUAAAGAAAAGGACACGCUCUCCCACACCUCCUCUUCUUCGGGCCUCAAAAGAAAGAAACCCCGAGAGAGAGAGAGAGAGAGAGAGAGAGAGACUCGGCUCCCCUCUCCCUCGUGCUCCAAUCGGAUGAUACAUUAGUGAAGCCCCGGAAUUUCCCCUAAUUCCCUGCCAAACCCUUCCCUCCCUCUUCCUCUCUCCUACCUCGCUUUUUUUUUUUUCUUUUUCUUCUUUUUUAAUCUCUUCUUUGCUUCGGAAGCCUGCCGAUCCCGCGAUCGGAACCCUAGCAUUUACGUCACUGGCGAUGUCGCCCGGCUCCGACCCGUCCUCCACCAACCGCAUCUUCCCCCGCCCCGCCCGCGGCGGCAGCGGCGGCGGCGGCGGCCUCUACUCCCCCUGGGCCCGAGUUGUCCGCGGCGAGCCCGAGAGCGUCCCGGAGGCACCCUCAUCGCCGCCGCCGCCCGCCCCGAUCUCUUCCUCGGAACCCCCCGAUCGGUCCCCUUCCCCCGUGGAGAACGCGGCCUCGUCGUCUGCGCCGCCGCCGUCCGAGAGCGCGGACCACGGGAGCAACGGCAAUGCCGCCGCCGACGCUCCCCGAGGGAAGAAGCCGGCUUGGAAUAUGCCGCCCAAUGGGUCCAAUGAAGCAGGCCCUGUUAUGGGGGCCGACUCCUGGCCACCUCUCUCCGAGUCUACCAGGGUUUCUCCUAAAUCAUCGUCUUCAGAUUCUUUGAAGGCCCUCUCGGAUGGAUCGGUCUCUGCUCCCCCGGGGUCUCCGAUCAUAUCUCCUUUGCAGAAGCCAAAUUCCAGUCAUCCGAACCCUAAUUCUACUUCAAACCAUGCGGGCCCUGUCCGCCAGAAAUCCAAUCCGAAUCCUAAUUCCAUGAGGCGUGGUGGUGCAGGCGGCGGCAGUAGCAGUGGUUCCUCAGCCAAUGGUGGACCGCCGCCGCCUUUACCACCACAGGCUUCGCCGGAGACAGCACAGAUCAUCCCAGGGAAACCGUCUGGCCCAGAGCCUUCCCCCAAAGACCAUCCCAACAGGAGCAAUAGCAACUGGGAUCAUGGCUGGAGGAGCAGCGGGUUAACGCCACAGUCACAGGGUGCAUGGGAUCACCAUCGCGGCUAUGGCAGCAGUCGCAGGGGCAGCAGUGGUGGCGGUGGAUCUCACCAUGGAGGCUACGGGAGUCGGAGGGAUCACGAGCGGGGGGGCUAUGAUUGGAAUCCUCCUCGAGGUUUUAGUGGGAGAGAUGCUCACAUGCCCCUGCCGCCACAGCAGCAGCGGGGUCAUCCCCGGUCUUUCCCCAGGCCACCUUCACCUGCUUCGGCACCGUUUAUCAGCCCUCUGCAGGUCCGGCCUUUUAUGAGCCCCUUAGGCUUUGCCGAAUUUCCUCCUCCUAUGUUUUACUUCGGGCACCCCACACCAAACAUGUUUGUUGCUCAUCAAGUACCACCUGCAGUACCCCCUACUAUGUUUGUUACUGCAGCAGAUUAUCAGCGUACUGCGUUAUUGAAGCAGAUAGAGUACUAUUUCAGUCCUGAUAACUUGUGUAAAGACAUAUAUUUGAGGCAGAAUAUGGAUGACCAAGGUUGGGUUCCGAUAUCUUUGAUUGCUGGCUUCAAUCGAGUCAAGCAAUUGGCAAACAACAUACAGUAUAUAUUGGAUACCGUACGCGGUUCAGACAUAGUGGAAGUACAGGGUGAGAAAAUAAGGCGGCGUAAUGAUUGGAUGAAUUGGAUAUUGCGAGCACCACCUAAUCAAUACAGUACCUCUUCCGGAUCUUCCUCCCCCACAACGCCAAACUAUGAUUCUCUGGCAGCUCGUAUGCAUAAUGUUGGACUCGGGGAGGGGGCUGCUAACCAUGACAGGAUAUGGGGCCAAACUCAUACUGAGGUGGUUCUUAGUAGAUCAUCAUCUGAGAACCUGAAUAACCAGUCACAGGUUGGAGAACCUGAUGGGGAAGAGAAUGUGCACGUAACUGGCAACAGUGAAUCAGAUCGAUCUUUGUCUAUGCGAAGCUAAGAAGCUACACUACAAGGCCAUUUUCAUGUCAUGGGGAAGUUUGUGGGAAAAUUGUUGCUAAUGAGGGAUUAGGUCACUCUCGGGGUCCUUUGAAAAGUGAGGUCUUUGCCAUCCUUGGCUUGGAAUGUUGGUCUCGCUAAGAGGAUAGCUAAUAAAAAGCAAAAAAAAAAGAAGGGGAAAAUAGAAAUAAAAAACAAAUUAAAGGACAAGUGAAACGGCAUAACUAGAUAGAGAAUCCACCAAAUAGUAUAGUUUGGUUUGGCUUGGGUGAAUGGCGAUUUUUGAUGGUGAUGUUAUUGGUAUGUUUGGUCCUUUAGGGGUGUCCUUGAACAAUCCCAGCCUUUUUGGUCGCUAUCAACAUUUGUUGAGAACAGAAUUGAGCUGUUCUCACGUGAUGUUAUUGGUAUGUUUGGUCCUUUGGGGGUGUCCUUGAACAAUCCCAGCCUUUUUGGUCACAUACCAACAUUUUUUGAGAACAGAAUUGAGCUGUUCUCAUGUUCUAGAAGUGGGAUUAAGAGGGAUGGACAUGAUAUAAAAUCUUAUAUGCCCUCCCUCAAGAGACUUAUAUCACAAAAAUAUACCUUUUCUUCAGCUGAAGAUUAUCACUCCAUAAAAUUCCGUCAUUGUUUGGAUAAAUUAUUUGAUAUGUGCUAGGCCCACAGUUUUUUUAGUUUAUAUAUAGUCUGGAUUGUGUGAUUUAUUUAGUUCGCUGGUACGACAUGUAUAAUCAUCCAGCAUAAUGUGGAUUCCUAAAUCAUUUCAUAUAAUUUCAAGAUCUUCAUUGAUAUUUUAUU